Molecule: messenger RNA, 1728 nt
Organism: Dichotomopilus funicola
Lineage: Eukaryota; Fungi; Ascomycota; Sordariomycetes; Sordariales; Chaetomiaceae
Exons: 9
Coding region: 1-1728 (575 amino acids)
Biological process (GO): glutathione catabolic process
Cellular component (GO): plasma membrane
Molecular function (GO): glutathione gamma-glutamate hydrolase
Source: RefSeq, a predicted model, not a curated record
AUGCGCCACUCUUCACUCCUGCCCUACUGGCUGGCCGUCCUGGCCCAGCUCACGCCGGGCCUGGCGUCCCCCGUGGACCAACAACACGUUGACCAUAAGAAACACCACCCCAUCCCCAAAGGCGGCCACGGCGCCGUCGCCAGCGAGAGCUCGAUAUGCUCCAAGAUUGGUAUUGACCUUAUCGCCAAGGGUGGCUCCGCGGCGGAUGCCAUGGUCGGCACGACGCUCUGCGUGGGCGUCAUCGGCAUGUACCACUCCGGCAUCGGUGGCGGUGGCUUCAUGCUAGUGCGCGACCGCCGUGGCCACUAUGAGACUAUCAACUACCGUGAGACGGCGCCCGCUGCCGCGUUCCAGGAUAUGUACGCCGGCAAUGAGAACGGGAGCGUCUUUGGCGGUCUGGCGGUUGGUGUGCCGGGCGAGCUGAAGGGGUUGGAUCAUUUGCAUAGGAAAUAUGGGCGGUUGCCGUGGAAGGACGUUGUCCUACCCGCUGUGCAUGUUGCCAGGGACGGUUUUAAUGUGACGGAGGACCUGGUCCGCUACAUGGCCAGCGCCACGGCCAACGGCAACACGUUCCUGACUGAUGACCCGCUUUGGGCUCAGGACUUUGCUCCCAAUGGCAAGCUUUUGGAACUCGGAGAGAUCAUCACCAGGAAGCGCUAUGCCAACACUCUUGAGAAGAUCGCUCACCAGGGUAUUGAUGUCUUUUACAAGGGAGAGCUGGCCAAAUCCAUGAUCGACCUCAUCCAAUCAACCAACGGCACGAUGACCCUGGAGGACCUCGCGGGCUACAACGUCGACGUCCAACGCGCCCUGAACGUCACGUACGACAAGUUCCGGCUCUUCUCGACAGAUGCGCCCAGCAGCGGUGCCAUCACGACCAGCAUCCUCAAGACUCUCUGGCAGUACGGCCGCAAGGACCUCCCCGAUGUCAACCUGACCACCCAACGCUUCGUCGAAGCUACCAAGUUUGCCUAUGGAGCACGCCUGCAGUUCGGCGAUCCGGUGUACACGACUAACACCACGGACCUAGAGACCUACCUGCUGCAGGAUUCGACAGCGCGCGACAUCCGCUCGCGCAUCUUGGACGACCGGACCCAGGAGGUUGAGGCGUACAACCCGCUGUCGCUAUACAUGCCCGAGAGCCACGGCACCUCGCACAUUGUCACGUCUGAUGCGUCGGGCCUGACCGUGUCCUCGACCACGACCAUUAACCUGCUCUUUGGCGCGCAAAUCAUCACCCCGGAGACGGGCAUUAUCCUAAACAACGAAAUGGACGACUUCUCCCAGCCCGGGAAAAACAACUCCUUCGGCUACGCCCCUUCCCCAGCCAACUUCAUCGCCGCCGGCAAACGCCCGCUCUCCUCCAUCUCCCCGCUCAUCGUCGAGCACGCCUGCAACGGUACCCUCUACUUUGCUACUGGCGCCGCCGGUGGCUCCCGCAUCAUCACGGCCACAACCCAAGUCGCCUGGAACAUCCUGGCCUACGGUACCUCGCUGCACGACGCCAUCGCCCACCCCCGCCUGCACCACCAGCUCCUGCCCGAUACGCUGUCCGUGGAGAACGGGUAUGACGCCGGUGUCGUGGCGAGUUUGCAGGCGAAGGGCCAUGAGGUCGCGUGGAUUGCGCCGGGGCAGAGUUCGGCGCAGGGCUUGAUGCGGCAUUGGGAUGGCCGGUUUGAGGCUGUUGGUGAAACUAGGCAGGUGAACAGCGCGGGGUAUACCGUCUAA